ACAUGUUUCAUCCAUCUCACCGAAACACAGAAAGUCGGGUUUCAUGUUUUUCUUCGACCGCACACUAUCACCUCUAGUUCCUGUUUGCUCACGGCCUCUACGAGAAUGCGUUCAACACGUGUACCAAAUCGCUGCGCUCCGCUCACUCCGCCUUCGGUUGCUUAGCUGCUGCUGGCCGCGCCAAUGAGUGCCUCGACUUGCUGUUGCUCGCACCACCAAUGACACAAUCUCUACAACUCCUGGCUCCAUUCUGUACCACCAGAAACAAGUGUUGGAUUUGUCUGGAUUUGCUUGGAUCUGCUUGCUGCUGCUUACUAGUGCUGGCUUGGCCGCAUGAACUGCUGCCAACUGGCGCCCUUACCCAUCACUCGGAAACAGAGAAACAGAAAGAUCCAUCGGGUACGCGCUCAUUGCCUAUCCAUUGGUUGCCAUCAGGAGACAACAGAGAGGAAUGGCGUUCUGGAUGUGUGUUUGUUGGCACGAAAAAGGCUGGGAUGCCCAUGAUAGUCGAGGCCAAUUCAGGGGCACACCAACCUCAAGUAUUUACAGACUUUGUUGACUUUGCUUUUUUCCUUAGCAAUCCGCUCUCCGGGCGCUUCACCCGGUAUCCAGUACGUUCUGAGAGUCGACGACUACCUAUGUCAUCUAUCUCAUCCAGUGAUGCCAAAUGGCAUACAGCCAGCAGCACAAAAAGCGCGACUGCACGCCGUGAUUGGCUUCCCCGCGUACCAUACAGUGCCAUCCCAAUGGCUCAUCGCGAUGUGAAGUCGUCCUAGUUUUGACCUAAACAUGCCCGAGCCACUUUUUCAAAACCACUCAGGCCCUCUCCUUCUCGCAGGAUUCUUUAGUCCAUCCAGGGACCGCUCAGGUGAUUGGAUUUGCUGUCACCUUACGAU
Molecule: messenger RNA, 896 nt
Organism: Neurospora hispaniola
Lineage: Eukaryota; Fungi; Ascomycota; Sordariomycetes; Sordariales; Sordariaceae
Exons: 1
Coding region: 219-776 (185 amino acids)
Source: RefSeq, a predicted model, not a curated record